AUGACUGCUGAUUUUAACGGCGAUCUACGAGAUGAAAUUGUUCUUUUGCCUUCUUACUCCAAUAAAAUACUGAUAAUUUCACCACAUCGGGACGAAGAUUUUCAAAUACGAAUCGUGCCGCUGGAGGAUUCUGUGACACACUUACUCAUCGGCGAUUUUAACAAUGAUGAUUAUCUUGAUUUAGUCACAAUUGACUGUACCGAGCGUAUCCAUAUUCAUUUGGGAAAGAGCGACUAUACAUUUCAAUCGCCAAUUACUGCAACUUCGACCGAUUAUCAGACAGUAUUUAGGCAGUUAAAUAGCGGAGAUCUUAAUCAUGAUGGCUUUUUAGAUAUUGUUCUAGUUUUCGACACUUCUCCUAAGCUACGUGUAUUAUUAGGACAUGGUAAUGGAAGUUUCAGUCAACAAUAUGAUAUCGAUAUGCCUUCAGAACUGACAGCAAUAAUGUGGUCUAUCUAUAUCAAGGAUUGCAAUAACGAUAGUUAUCUGGAUAUAAUCGUUGCUUACGAGAACGGUCGCAGUAUAUAUGUAUAUUUUGGAAAUGACUCUGGCAUAUUUGAAAUGAAGAGAAUUUAUAAAUCAUUCGAUUAUGUUAUGGUACGGUCUUCGUUAAUAGUGGAUGAUCUUAAUAAUGAUGGCCAACUAGAUUUUCUUAUAUUCUAUAUGAAUUGCGACAGCAUUACGAUAAUAUAUAAGAUCGAUUACGAAAGAUUGGAUUUGGUGGUUGAGCACACAAUAGAUCUUGGUAUUACCGUGGAAGGUCCUUAUGUCAUUGCGACUGACCUAGAUGGAGAUCGAAAUAAGGAUAUUGUCGUACUCGCUGGCAGCGCAAAAAGUCUUUUCGUAUUUUUGGGUGAUGGCAAUGGAAACUUUAAAAGAAAAGCAAAUUUUACUAGUGAAGUUUUUACACAUUAUAUGAGUGAGUAUGUUUAUAUUGUUGUGAAUAAUUUCACUAGAUAUAAGCAGAAAGACAUUGUAUUUUACAACAUGAUCAAUCAAACGAUCGAUGCGGUUUUAACUGAAAAUCAAUGUUGA
Messenger RNA from Adineta ricciae, 1035 nucleotides. The record is from the annotation of a GenBank genome assembly. Lineage: Eukaryota; Metazoa; Rotifera; Eurotatoria; Adinetida; Adinetidae.